This is a messenger RNA of Onthophagus taurus, 872 nucleotides long. RefSeq names its product pleckstrin homology domain-containing family J member 1. Gene Ontology annotation, cellular component: recycling endosome; trans-Golgi network; early endosome. NCBI's taxonomy places the organism in Eukaryota, Metazoa, Arthropoda, Insecta, Coleoptera, Scarabaeidae. The record is from RefSeq and is a predicted model, not a curated record. Gene Ontology annotation, biological process: receptor recycling; retrograde transport, endosome to Golgi; endosome organization.
UUUCUAUCUAGAUCUAAUCUCGGGAAUCAGUUGUCAAUACAAUUUGAACUAAAAUACACGCUUUCUUUUAUCAUUUUAGCCAAAAAAAUGAAGAAAAGAUGGUGAGAUAAUAACGAAAAAUCGUAAAGUAAAGCAUAAACUGAUUAAAAUGAGAUUUAACGGGCGGGAAAUAACAAAAGUGUGCAACGAAUUAACAACACCAAGCAUAGAAGGCGUUUUGUUUUACAUGAAACCACAGGGAAAUGACUGGUCGGAUUGGUAUCAACAACCCUCGUUUAAAGAACGCACCUUUAAAUUGGUAUUUAAUAUGCUUUUUUAUUAUCGAGUGAACGAAACUGAACCUCAAGGGGUGUUUGUUUUGGAAAAUGUUCAAGUCGCAUACGAGCAGCCUAGAAAAGGUAUUUUUUAUGCGUUUUCAAUCACAUUUAGUGAUGGGAAACAUGUAUUUGCAUGUCGUUGUGAGGAGGAUGUAAAUAAAUGGGUUUCUGCAUUGAAAUCAUCUCCAUAUGAACAUUGGAGGUCGCAAUUAAUCAUUUUAAAAACUAAGUUGAGUAUGAAAACGGGUAAAGAUCCAGUGCUGGAAUAUAUGAGGAGUAAGCAACCGCCAAGUCCACCAAAAAGAAGAAAAAAUCGAUCCAUGUUUUAUACUGAAACUAAGGAUGAAAUUGAAGAGAAAAGUUUUAGUAAUGGCAGGAGUUUUGAUAAUGUACCAGUGAAUAAAUUAAUUGAUUUUUGAGGUGUAUAAGAAAAUUGAACAUAACUAGUCCUUUUAAUGUUAGCAAAAAUUCGUUUUCCCAUUUAUUUUUUUUAAUCUAAUUUAUUAUAAAUAAUAGACUACAAUAUAUUUAUACCAAAAACUUAUUUUUGAUAAA